UCUACCCAAUAAAAAGACGAAACGGGACUUUCCUUGUUGUCUGUGUGUUUUAUAAAAGCAACCUCAAUAGACUAAACCCCAAGCAACAAGAGAAACCAAGAGACAAUAGAAAGUAGAAGAAUGAAACUGGUUUGGUCUCCUGAAACUGCAUCUAAGGCUUACUUAGACACCGUUAGAUCUUGCGAGAAUCUUGAAACACCUGACGCGGCAGAGCUAAUAUCGGCGAUGGCGGCCGGAUGGAACGUGAAGCUGAUCGUGGAAACUUGGUCAUACGGAGACGCUAUAGCCUCGAGUGUUGGCUUAAACGUCGCGAGCCAACACGCGAACGCGAAACACAUAUGCAUCGUACAAAACACGUUAUCAGAAUCAUCUUAUCUCCAAGCCAUUCAAGAAUCUUCAUCUCUCUUGAACUUACCAGAGACGAUCAUCGCUGAAGCCCCUCAAAGCGCGAUGAAGGAGAUACAAGGAAUCGACUUCUUGGUCGUGGAUUGGCGGAACAAGGAGUUCGCAGCGGGUGUGUUGAGGAACGCUGCGUUUGGAAGCAGAGGAGCGGUUGUGGUUUGUAGAAAUAUGUAUUCGAGAAGUGCUUCAGGUUUUAGCUGGACAAGGGCUUUAAUAGACCGGGAAGUUGUUAGAACGGUGACUCUUCCGGUCACUGGAGGUAUUGAGAUAGCUCAUGUGGCGGCUAGGAACUCGGGGAAGAGUGAGAACAAGAAGAGAAGAUGGAUCACACAUGUUGAUCAGGAAUCGGGAGAGGAACAUGUAUUUAGUAUUUAGAAAGUUAAGAUACAAAGAAAAAUGUGAGAAAUGUUUAUUUUACUUUUUGUACAUAAGAUUCCAUAGAUGCUAUUGUAUAUCGUCUUGUCUUAGACAUCAGCUAUAACUGAUGAUAUGAAAAAGUGUGUUGAUCUUAGAAUGAGCGUUCGUGUUUAUGCCUAAGUAAACAUGAAUGCUCAAAAACAGUUGGACAGGCACAUUCACAUAUCUUCCUUUCUUGGGGUAGAAGAAACAAACAAU
Molecule: messenger RNA, 1017 nt
Organism: Raphanus sativus (radish)
Lineage: Eukaryota; Viridiplantae; Streptophyta; Magnoliopsida; Brassicales; Brassicaceae
Exons: 2
Coding region: 121-777 (218 amino acids)
Source: RefSeq, a predicted model, not a curated record